This is a messenger RNA of Moneuplotes crassus, 3748 nucleotides long. The record is from the annotation of a GenBank genome assembly. Lineage: Eukaryota; Ciliophora; Spirotrichea; Euplotida; Euplotidae.
UUUCAAAAAAAUGAGCGUUAAUCGACAAAUAAAGGAAGGGCCUACUUUUAACCAAAAUGAGGUCCUUUCUUUAAAGAAGAAAAUGAGGCAUAAUGAAGCGGAGUUCGCAAAAGAACGAGCGGUUAUGAAGCAGAAGAUAGACCUCCUUCAGAACCAAGUCAAGGAACUUAUUGAGAGAGAAGCUAACCAGAAGAGAAUGUAUGAGACUAUGCUGACAGCAUUGAAGGAUCAGGGCGAUGAACCAAAGAAAACACAGGAUUACUUUGAUAAACAGCUUGCUAAGAGUGACCAAGUUAAUAAGGAAGGCCUUCAGAGAGUUGAACAGCAAUAUCUGAAGAAACAGGAAAUGCUCCAGAAGGAAAAUGCAGAAAUUCAGUUAGAGAAUGCCAAGCUGAGAGAGAAAAAUCUUGAAGCCAAGAACCAGCUUGAGACUAAAACUAAAGAGUGAGAUUUAAAGCUUCAGGAAGCCAAGCUCACUGAUAAGGAAAAGGAUCUCAAGAUCAAGUUGGUGGAAGAGGAGAACGAAAAACUUAAAAAGGAAAUAGAGCUGUUAAAUCAAAAGUUGAAAGACCAAAAUGAAAUUAACUCAAUAAAAACAGCAAGACUUGAAGAGAAGCUCAGGAAUAAAGAAGCCUCGGAUGCACAUAACAGAAGUAUUAUGAUGAUUGAUCCUAUGCCAUUGAGUGUCCAAUCUAUUGAUGCUCCUGCAGGCUUUGGUAGGUCAAGGAGUCCUGUUGUUGGUAAAAAUUCUCUCUAUAAAAGCUUUAAAAAGCAACAAGAUAUCCUUGUGGAUGACCUACAAAAUCAGAUAUCACAAAAGGAUGAUGCUAUCUCUGAACUUUGAUAUGAAAAAGAUGAACUCAUUUGAAAAAUAGGAGAUCUAGAGAAUGAAAAUGAGUACCUCCAAGAACAAGUAGAGCUUGUUCAAAAAGAGAAAGAGACAAGCAUUCAGCUUCUUGAAACUCAGAUUAAAAGACAAGAAAAUGAAUACAUGCAACAGAUAAAUAUUCUUGACAGUGAAAAGCAAAACGCAAAGUCAAUGUUGUCUCACCUCCAGAAUGUUAUUAAGUCAAGUGAAGUUCCUGAAGACAAUAUUGUGAGAAAGUUGAACUUCUCUUCUUGUAUGAACAGAAACGAGAAUAAUCCAAGAGCGUCGAGACAUUAUGCAAUGACCACCAACAACUCUCCACGAAAUUGUGCUAUUGAUUACGAAGAGGUAAAUAUAGGCAAUAAUCCUCACGAUUUUUCGAAUACUAAGAAGAAUAUAACUGCUUCUAAAUGUAGGAGUAGGAAUCCUUCUUCUACUGGUUUACAGAUAGUUUCAAACUCCAUUCCAAUAAAGGGAUUCAAGAGUGGGCACUUCAGAGAAAGUCAUAGAAGUGGUAACAUCAGAACUCUCAAGGAACUAGCUAGUGCUAGGAACAUGGCUACUCAGAUGAGCUAUAAGGGGAAGAGCCCAACUGAAGAUCUCACAUGGCUCAACCACCAACAUGACGGAUCUAACCUGAAUAACAGAUGAACUCAGGAAUCCAGCCCAACUCACAUUCAAGGUAAUCCUUACAAGAGAAGCCAGAAAUCGAAGAGUCGUUGCUACAACACCUCUGAUGGGGGUAACGGAAUAAAUGUAAUCUCUGAGAUCUAUCCUGGAAGCAAGGGCCACUCAGAAGAUGUCAAUGGAACAUUAAUGAACUCUAUUGUGAACCUCUUCCCCAAUAAAUUCAGAAGUAAGAAAGGAAGUGGAGUGUGCCACAAUGAAAAUGCCAAUCCGAUUUCUUCCUUCACCAGCUCUCCUCAUGCAUCUCUUUCUAAACAAGAGCUGAGGGAGAAACUUGAGGUCAUCCAGAGAGAUAGAGAGGAUUCCAAAAUUCACCAACUUAGAGACAGUAGUGACUCUAACGAGAUUAUUUCAGACUCUCCUGAGAGAAGUGCACAACUACCAUAUGCAUCAGGAAAUGGGAUAGAGAUGUUAAAACCAGCAAGCAAUACUAUUAACAGAAACUCAUACAUUGAAAUGCUAGAGACUGGUGAAAUCAUGAAGAAUAUCAACGGAGAUCUACUCUGUAAGAGGUGUAAUGGAGAAUUUACAGUUCAAGAAUUUUUAAACAACCAAGAUCAUUGGAAGAUAUGCUUAAAUAAACCUGCACCAAGAGUCACUCCAAAAGAAGUAAGCCAGGGUCGUCAUUCAAUGCAUGAUGAAGAGUACACAGAUGAUGAACAUUCCCAAAAUUUUGUUCACUUAAGAGUUGAUCCAAAUGCUGGUUUCCUCCCUGAGUUAUCUGAGGUCAAUGGAAGUGUUCUUCUUCACAAGAAUCCUCAGAGAGAGUAUCAAGAAUUCCCAUACGCAGAGGAGAGUGAAGAAGAGGAUGGAGAGUAUGAAGAAGAUAUUGAAGAAGGAGUUCCAUAUGAUUCAGAGCUUGAUAACUAUGAUCUGUAUUCCCAAAAGCAAAGAAAUAACCGCUAUGCUCGCCCACAUGUUAUCCUCGAAACUGUUGAGCAAGAGAGUGAUGAGUGAAGAUCAAGUAUCUGUGAUAGCUCAAAUUACAUUUCUAAUCCAAACAAGUUGUUUAAUAAAGAUAGAACAACUGUUUCUAAGGCUCCUUCAAUGAGAUAUCAUAGCAACCAGAAUGAUAAGAAUGGUGAAGUUGGAACUUCUUUACAAGUGAAGAACAGGAAGCUAAACCAGUCUCCAUAUAUGGUUGGGAUGAAGAAAGAAAGAUCUGAGCAAGCUGUCCAUUCUUCACUUGAUAGUAAUAGCUCUAAAGGGUCUAAAUCUAUUUAUUCCAAGGUUUAUAAAGAGAAUCAUCAUAAGAAAGAGAACUCAGAAGUAUCUGUCAAGUUAGACUCUCAAAGAUUUGGCAACCAAUCUUCAAGAAGAAUGUUUCAAACCAAUAGUUUUAAAGAAAAACAUGCUGGUUCUCCUCGAGCUUUUAAAGACAUUACUCAUCAGAUGCAUACUGAAAAUCUUGCUUUUGGAAAAAGAAAGCGGAGUGUUCCUCCUCCAACAUAUCAAGGUGUUCAGAAGCCAAGAAAGAGAAGACAAAGAGAAACUUUAGAGAAUCCUGAAGAUUAUGAUGCUGAAAAUAAUCCAAUAGGAUAUGCCCAGAUAGACCUGAUGAAUGAGCAAAAUCAGGAGUCUGAUACAGAUAGUCUUCCUUAUGAUCAACUCAACUCUAAGUUAAGCAGAAUCGAGGAUGCUGUUAACUUCUUCUAUGAGAAAAUGAGCGAUAACUAUGCUCACUGUAUCAACGAAGUAGGAACUAUCAAGGAUUACAUUGAAUUAAAAUCUGAAAAGAAGUCCAAUAGCAGAAUGAACAGCAUCUAUAGCAAUAGAGGGAGCGCUAUGAAAACACCUAUUACAGCAAAUAAGCUAAUGGAGUUCCAUAUGUCUAGUAAGAAGAAGAAUCCAUUGGACAGCCAUUAUGACAAUUGCACAUCUCAGACAAAGAAAUACAGGAAUAUUAAGAAUUCAAGAGAUGCUACUCCUGAAAUGGAGUACACAAAGCAAGGGAAUAGAUUCCAACAAUUUAUCUCUCAAGAAGAUUACAACGUGAAGGACUACCAAGUACAAGGGAAGAGGAAAGAGAAUAAAAAGAAGGGUCUUUCAAGGAAUAAUAGUGGGUAUGGGCCGAAUAAAAUCGGUCUUAAUAGGUACAAUAGCUUAAUGAGCCAGAGCACAUCAUCAAUUAACCAGCACCCAUCAACCAGGAGUUUUGCAUUACACCUAUAAUUUGCUAAUUAAGUAACUCUA